AUGGGAGGGAGCCCUGCCGGCGAGAUGCAUCAUCCUUGCUCCUCUGCUGCCACCUGUAGGCCUGGCCUCGAACCCCGCGGCCGCCCCGAUGGCCAUCCGACGCCGCUCCCUGCCUACGCGUGCGUCUUCGUGCUUGUGCUCUCGCUCGUGCUGCUUCGAAAGGGCCGUCGCGGCAUCUUCCAGCGGGGUCCCAAUCUUUCCAGGGUCCUGGUCUCUGCCGGCUUGGGGAGCUGUCCAAAAGCAAAGUUCGCUCGGCCGUUGCCCAUCCCAUCUCGCCUCGCGCUCCCCCCCUCCCUCCCCUCCCCCUCCUCGUCAUCGUCCCCGCGCGCGCGUGUCGUCUACGCCGACGUGCUGCCUCCGAGGGAGUACCGUACCCGGCUUCGUGCUGCCAUUCGCAGGACAUCACAGUCAUGUCCGUCUCCUUUGGGCAGACACGACGACGGCCGCUUCCCGUCUUUCGUCCUCGCUCCUCCCGCCGACGCCCCAUUGGCUACCGAUAUCACGUCGUGCAUGCGCCCACGCCCUUCCCUCGUCUCGCCACGGCCGGCUUCGAGCCGCCGCCGCCGGACGCAGGGAAUUCGUGAUCCCAGUCCCCAAAAGAAAUGCUUCCCGCUCGCUCGCCGUCCAACCCUCGGCCGCCCGCCUGAUGCACGCCCCCCCUCCCCCGAGACCUUGCACGCUUGA
This is a messenger RNA of Drechmeria coniospora, 684 nucleotides long. RefSeq lists its product as uncharacterized. The record is from RefSeq and is a predicted model, not a curated record. NCBI's taxonomy places the organism in Eukaryota, Fungi, Ascomycota, Sordariomycetes, Hypocreales, Ophiocordycipitaceae. The coding region runs from base 1 to 684 and encodes 227 amino acids. The transcript has a single exon.